This is a messenger RNA of Choloepus didactylus (southern two-toed sloth), 1999 nucleotides long. RefSeq names its product LCK proto-oncogene, Src family tyrosine kinase (gene LCK). The transcript is spliced from 12 exons. Gene Ontology annotation, biological process: innate immune response; B cell receptor signaling pathway; protein phosphorylation. Lineage: Eukaryota; Metazoa; Chordata; Mammalia; Pilosa; Megalonychidae. The coding region runs from base 25 to 1554 and encodes 509 amino acids. Gene Ontology annotation, molecular function: signaling receptor binding; non-membrane spanning protein tyrosine kinase activity; ATP binding. Gene Ontology annotation, cellular component: extrinsic component of cytoplasmic side of plasma membrane. The record is from RefSeq and is a predicted model, not a curated record.
CCCCUUUCUGUUCCCUCAGGGACCAUGGGCUGUAGCUGCAGCUCAAACCAUGAAGAUGACUGGAUGGAAAACAUUGAUGUGUGUGAGAAUUGCCAUUACCCCAUAGUCCCGCUGGAUGGCAAGGCCACGCUACCCAUCUGGAAUGGUUCUGAGGUGCGGGACCCACUGGUCACCUACGAGGGCUCAAUUCCACCGGCCUCCCCACUGCAAGACAACCUGGUUAUCGCCCUGCACAGCUAUGAGCCCUCUCACGAUGGAGACCUGGGCUUCGAGAAGGGCGAACAGCUCCGCAUCCUGGAGCAGACCGGCGAGUGGUGGAAGGCGCAGUCCCUGACCACCGGCCAGGAAGGCUUCAUCCCCUUCAACUUCGUGGCCAAAGCGAAUAGCCUGGAGCCCGAACCUUGGUUCUUCAAGAACCUGAGCCGCAAAGACGCAGAGCGGCAGCUCCUGGCGCCCGGGAACACACACGGCUCUUUCCUGAUCCGGGAGAGCGAGAGCACCGCGGGAUCGUUUUCACUGUCGGUCCGGGACUUCGACCAGAACCAGGGAGAGGUGGUUAAACAUUACAAGAUCCGUAACCUGGACAACGGAGGCUUCUACAUCUCCCCUCGCAUCACUUUCCCCGGACUGCAUGAACUAGUCCGCCAUUACACCAAUGCCUCCGACGGGCUGUGCACGAGGUUGAGCCGUCCCUGCCAGACCCAAAAGCCCCAAAAGCCGUGGUGGGAGGACGAGUGGGAGGUUCCCAGGGAGACGUUGAAGCUGGUGGAGCGUCUGGGGGCUGGCCAGUUCGGGGAGGUGUGGAUGGGGUACUACAACGGGCACACGAAGGUGGCGGUGAAGAGCCUGAAGCAAGGCAGCAUGUCGCCCGACGCCUUCCUGGCCGAGGCCAACCUCAUGAAGCAGCUGCAACACCAGCGGCUGGUCCGGCUCUACGCGGUGGUCACGCAGGAGCCCAUUUACAUCAUCACGGAAUACAUGGAGAACGGGAGUCUGGUGGACUUCCUCAAAACUCCCCAAGGCAUCAAGCUGACCAUCAACAAGCUCUUGGACAUGGCAGCCCAGAUUGCUGAGGGCAUGGCGUUCAUCGAGGAGAAGAAUUAUAUCCACCGUGACCUGCGGGCUGCCAACAUCCUGGUGUCUGACACUCUGAGCUGCAAGAUCGCAGACUUUGGCCUAGCACGCCUCAUUGAGGACAAUGAGUACACAGCCAGAGAGGGAGCCAAGUUUCCCAUCAAGUGGACAGCACCAGAAGCCAUAAACUAUGGGACAUUCACCAUCAAGUCAGAUGUAUGGUCUUUUGGAAUCCUGCUGACAGAGAUUGUCACCCAUGGCCGCAUCCCCUACCCAGGGAUGACCAAUCCCGAGGUGAUUCAGAACCUGGAGCGAGGCUACCGCAUGGUGCAGCCUGACAACUGUCCAGAGGAGCUGUACAGCCUCAUGAUGCUGUGCUGGAAGGAGCGCCCAGAGGAUCGGCCCACCUUUGACUACCUGCGCAGUGUGCUGGAGGACUUCUUCACGGCCACGGAGGGCCAGUACCAGCCCCAGCCUUGAGGGGCCUCGCUGGCCUGGGGCCUGGAGCCCUUGCCACCUUUAGCCACCUGUGUCUCUCAGCCUGGCAUGGGGAGAUGGAGUUCUAUUGCCAUACCCAUGUGGUCUGUGCACAUAUGGAUGCUGCCCAUGAAUCCCAUCCAUGUGUGACACAUUCACAUCUUGUGCUGACGUGGGCUCUGCACACGUGCCUUGUACGUGUGGCCGAUACCUGUUUGUCUUGCACACCUGUCCAAAGUGUCCCUUUCUGGAUCCUCCUGCUUCCUGAGACCAUAAGAAAGAAGAGAGAGGCUUGUGAUUGACACCAGCUUCUGCCCUGCACCCCCAUCCUUUCCCCAGGUCAUCAAGAAGCUCCUUAAGGGUUGGGACCUUAUCUAAUACCUCUGCGUGCUCCUCUGUUGUGCCUGGCACAUGUCAGGAGCUCAAUAAAUGUCUGUUUGUUGAUGAA